UCUCAGUGUGCUUGCCUCGGUGUUCGCGCUCCAUGCGUUUGAGUUCGCGUGUGUUCGACCGGUAUCUGUGCCUUUGCGAUAGUGUUCGAUAUUGAUUUUGAAUUGUGCGGAUGGAUCGCGUCUGAAUCUCCGAGUUUAUCGAGCGGGCAGUGGAUUACCGCGGCUCAAGUUUGUCGAAUUGAGAGCUAAAAAGGUAGUAGCGGAUCCAUCUCCAAGUGAGCGCGAAGGAUGAUGUCAACGAAAUCACCGCGGUGAGAAGUGCGCGAGUGAUACCUAUGAUGUCAGUGGCCCUCGGGCGCCGGAAUCCGAGGCAGCAUGGAAGAUGAAAUCCUGACGGACCACUCGCAGCCGCAGAUCGGGGCGGCUGGCGGCGGCGGCGGGGACGCCCACGGGAACAACGGGCGCCCCUCCUCGCCCAAGGUCAAGAUCGGCGGCCACCACGUCAUCGAGUCGGUGAGGGGCGCCCUCUCCAGCGGGGAGUCCGAGAGCCCGCCGGCCCGCUCCCCCAAGAAGAAGAAGACCCCCAAGAAGUCCUCGCCCCUCCUCGAGGACACCCCCGGCAGGGAGAACUGGAAGCUCAAGAGGGACGGGGCCAGCGCUGCUGCUGCCGCGCCUCCCGGCGGCGGGGGCGGGGGCGGCCUUUUCGGGCGCCACAAGAGUUUGGCCGUAGGCGAGAGCGGGAUUUUGUCGCUCUUAAAUGGACCAUGGAUCAAGGAUCAUAAAUUGUACAGUGACCAGCCGGAGCGGGACAGCCUGAACGGGCCACCCUCGCUGGUGGACCAUGAGCCGGACCCAAGUCCGGGAGUCGGGGCCGGGAAGGCCUCCCGCAGGAACGUCUCCUCCAAGAUGCGCGGUGGCAGGUCCAACGGCUUCCUCGGGCUCCUCUCCAACCGCAACUCCGACAUGCUCCAACACACAGAGUCAUUUUGUUACCUAUGGGUAAUUUUGAGCUCUCUGUAUGGAAAAACGCUCAUCAUUCUCAUGUUGGCAUUUUGUCUCAUCGAAGUCAUGGACAACUCCGUCAAACUACUCACGCUUCAGGGGAUCUACCUGAUGUACCUCUACGUGGGGAGUAUAGCAGUGAUCAUUUGCAUCUAUGUUUGGGUCUUGAUCGACAGCUGCGCGAGUCUCCACGACUCGCCGGCCUCCAUGACGACGACCAUCAUGGCCGACGCGGAGAUGGGAUCCCUCCCGGUCUCCAGGUUCGGCUCCCUUAAGCGCGCCCACAUCUCCAGAGCCAAGACCUCCGGCACUAGUUUCUACCUCAGGGUCGGCGCUCUAGCUUUCGGUUUGGGCACGUUGGUGUUCAACGGGCUUGAAAUGGCCAUGCAUUCAAUGAUGGAGGGAUCAUGCCUCAACGACGUCGUCUUUGUCCACCCUAUCCUCCACGGUCUUUUCACCUUCCUUCAGAUGCAUUUCCUCUUCGUCAACUCGCAGGUGUUGGUGGAGAAGUUUGGUCUGAUCGCGCGGUUCGGUUUCAUGCAUCUGGCGGCGACGAACUUAGCUCUGUGGGUGAGGUUGGUGAUCUGGGAGAGUGGAAUCGAAUGGACGUAUUUCGUGUAUCUCGCUCAGACUGAGGGCGGACUCCAGCCGCGAGAUCGCGCUUCGUCCCCGUUCGAAACCGGGAUCCCGACUCCGCUCCAACUCAGGGGCUUCCCCAAGUCCAUGAGCCUUCAGCGGCACAUCAGGGACGUUGGAUAUGCCGCUUACAACGGUAGUUGGAGCAACGUGGCGAUUUACCGACCUGUCUCUGACAACCACAUCUCUCAAGUUGUAGCCCUUCACCAGUGCCUAAACACGAAUUCCCUCGGUCAACUUUGGACCUCAUCAAUGCCUUUCCUGUAUCCGUUUAUUGUUCAAUUCAGCCUGAUCGCAGCCGGCGUGACGUACAUCAUGGGGCAGAACGUGGGGAAGGACCGGAUGCGGCACCUGAAGCCGUCGAGUUCCUCCUCGGGGAACCUGAAGAAGAACCUGAUCAACUCGUCGAACGGGAACGGCGGCCUGAGCAACGGGAAGUCCUGCCUGUCGCACGGCGUGGACUCCCGACUCGGCGACGAGAACGUCGACUGCGGCGGGGCCUCCAAGGGUCUUUUCCUCGGGCUCCUGUGUUUGGUCACCGUCAUCGUCAUCAUCAUCAUCUUCCUCGUUGUCAAGGAGGACGUUGAUUUCCCCGCGGAGACCCUAUUCUGGCUAACGAGCGGCACCCUCGCAGGGAUACUCAGUAUCAGUUCUGUCAUGACCGUUCUUGGACUUAUCCAGGUCCGCAAGCUUUCGCAUACAGGUAAAACGCCCUCUGCGCUGGACAACCUCCUGUCGGCGAUCACAGUCGCCGGCGUGCAGUUGUACUCGAUAUUCGGGCUCGUCGUGGGUGCGAGCGGGUUCGCGGCGGCGCCGGUGCACAGCGUCGACCAGCGCACCCACGCCAUGCUCCUCGCCGUGAGCCUCCUCCAGCUCAUCCAGGCCGGCGCCCAGUCCACCCUCAUCGGAGAGGCCCUCCGGCGGGGCUCCAUCACCAGGCACCAGCUACUCACCAAGCCCGGACGACAGGUGAUAACGUUCCUGUUGUUCAGCAACGCGGCGCUGUGGGCGUUCGACUCGUUCAUAACGCAGAGCUGGCUAACGCAGGAGCUGCAGCUGCGCUUCAUGGGGCUCCUGGCCUGGGGCGUCGUCUCGCGGAUCUCGCUGCCCCUCCUCGUCUUCUACCGCUUCCACUCGGGUGUCCUCCUCCUCGAGGUCUGGCAGAGGGCCUACAGAAGCACCAGGCUCGACCCGCACAAUUGACCCUGGCCUCGCCUGACGCCCAGGGUAAGAGGGAGAGGCGCGAAAGGACGAAAGAGCUUCGGAGGGCGGUUGACGGGAUCCCGGACGGACCCCGGGACUCGGCGCCGAGGGAUGGUGGGACGGACGCGG
This is a messenger RNA of Bemisia tabaci, 2910 nucleotides long. RefSeq names its product proton channel OtopLc. Lineage: Eukaryota; Metazoa; Arthropoda; Insecta; Hemiptera; Aleyrodidae. Gene Ontology annotation, molecular function: proton channel activity. Gene Ontology annotation, cellular component: membrane. The record is from RefSeq and is a predicted model, not a curated record. Gene Ontology annotation, biological process: proton transmembrane transport.